CAACCCACGCCAUUUUUCCUCCCCGCCCAUUUCUCUCUUUCCUUUUCUUCUCCACUUCUCCUUACCUGAUCAGUUUUUCGGCCACCGUUCGACGGGAACAAGAUGGCAAUCGAACCCACUGGCGCUAGUAAUCACGUCGCCGACCUCCUCUCCGAUGAGAGGCCCAUGUGUCGUGAAAUGAAGCUGUCUCCUUCAACAGCUUCCUCCUCUUCGACUUCAGGCGAGCUCAAACAUUUUUCUGGCGACUCCUUUCACUCAGUGGGUCAUUAUGGGUUUGUGAGUGUAGUCUUUGAUACUGUUGGUCAUGUAUGGGGAGAUUGGUGCCCCCGUGUACAUCUGAUGAUAUUUGAUAUGAAAAACCACAGACCUCCUUUUGGUAUGGAAAAGAAAAGAGAGUAUAUAUAAAAAAAAGAGGGUUGGUCAGUGAGGAUUAGACCGGUCGACCAUAUACAGGGGAUCGACUUCCCGGUGCACACGUUUGAGAGGGCGGGCGAUGUGUAAGGACGGCUCGUCGGGAGUUUCAGUGACACCACUGACCAAUUACCAACAUCCACUACUUGUAUGUGGAUGUUGUGUUGUGUCACGUGCUUAACUGAUUGGAUGUUCAUUUUAGUAUAUUAGGAAGCAUUUCAUGUGAAUGCUUGUGAUAUACAUUAUUUGUUAUUAUUUACUGAGUUGUAAAACUCACUUCUGUUUAUUUAAUUUUUUUGGAAGUAGAUUCUCCAUCGUUCCAGUUAAAA
Jatropha curcas is the source of this 740-nucleotide messenger RNA. The record is from RefSeq and is a predicted model, not a curated record. Lineage: Eukaryota; Viridiplantae; Streptophyta; Magnoliopsida; Malpighiales; Euphorbiaceae.